GCCCGAAGAUGCAAAGGUGGCUAGCAUACGUGACUGGCCACGACCCCAGUUUGUGACUGAGGUCUGAUCAUUCUUGGGAAUGUAUGGGUAUUACCGCAAUUUCGUUAAGAAUUAUAGCAUGAUCACAUCUCCCUUCACUGAUCUAACUUAACUUGAUAAGCUGUGGGAUUGGACCAAUGAGUGUGAGGCAGCUUUCAAGUGUUUGAAGCAUGCACUCACACACCAUGAAGUUCUCAUGGUACCCGACCCACAAAGGCCAUUUGUUGUAACCAUUGACGCAAGCCAAUACAGCAUUGGCGCAGUGCUGGCUCAGCAGGACGGGAAGAAGUUGAGACCGGUCGAGUACAUGUGCAAAAAGAUGCCGUCAAAGAAGUUGGCAAAGUCCACCUACGAGAGGGAACUCUAUGCUCUGUACAAGGCACUUAUCCACUGGAGGCACUAUCUGUUAGGGAGGUUCUUUUAUUUGAGAACUGACCACCAGACCCUCAAGUGGAUCAAGACGCAACCGGUUCUUUCCAAUGCACUCAAACGCUGGAUUGAAGUCAUAGAUCGGUAUGACUUCAAACUAGAUUAUGUGAAGGGAGAGUACAACAAGGUUGCAGAUGCGUUGUCUAGAAGGGCAGAUUACCUAGGUGCACUGAUUUCUGAGUUUGGUCUAUCUGAGGACGUAACUCGAUCUUUGGAGGAAGCCUACAAGGAAAGAUCGUAUCCGAUGGACAUCAUCAACAAACUGCAGGCCAAAGACAAGGCCACCACUGACGAGUUUGUGAUGGUGGAUGGGUUACUCUUUCUUGAAAAGGCAGGGUUGAAGAGGUUAGUUGUUCCGUCUAGGGAGAUUUUGCGUAGUUUAUUUUUAGAGACCGCCAGGACUGAGCACGUCAUUAAGUUAUUCAUGGAUAACUGGGUGCGUGAUUUUGGGCUGUCAAAGACAAUCGUUAGUGAUAGAGAUGUGUGUUUCACCAGCGAGAUGUGGAAGAAGGCCGCUGAACAGAUGGGCAGCCAGCUUCAGAUGACUUCUGGGAAUCAUCCCGAAGCAAAUGGGCAGGCUGAACAAAUGAACCGUGUGGUGCAGCAUCUGCUGAGGCAUUACAUCAARCGCACCCAGGAUGACUGGGAUGAGAAACUACCUCUCAUCGCCAGUCUGUAUAACAAUGCUGUACAUAGCACCACCGGCGUCAGGCCUAAUCAGCUACAUCUGGGAUGGAAGCCUAGAUCUGCUCUAGACUUCCUCCUGCCUGAAAACCGAAUUGCUGCAACUCCUGGAACCAUUGAAUUUGGUGUCCAGUAUGAGAACUUGUUGCAGCAGACUGUCGAACACAUUAAGAAAUCUCAGGAAGCCAUGAUUGCUUCUGAGAACAAACAUCCCCGACAGUCCACAUUUCAGAUUCAGCUGAAGAUUGAGAAGACUCAGGAGGAUAAAAGAGCGGAGAACAACCGGAAGGAGCUCCUCAGGUUUUUGAACGCUAGCUACGAUUGAUGGAAUUGGUUGGUUGGACCUUAUAUUCCAUUAGUUCAGGUAGUGGUGCUUGAUCGGAGUGUGAGUAGCCUUUCAGACUCUUGAGUGAAUGGGCAUUCUGCCAAGGUGGAGGCAGUCUCAAUCUCUGGCAAUGAAUGGCAAGAGGGGUGAAAGUCCUGGGGCCUCUUCACUGUAUCGCAACAAGGAGCUGUCCUUCAAGUGGUGAGUGUUCUGAUGAGGCUGAAAGAUUUCCUUCUUCUUCCGUCCCCUCGUCUCUUUAUCAUUCCUCCAUGAAUCUGUCAAUCAACUCAACUUGUCGUUAUUCUCUGGGCGGGAAUAUCCGUGCUGUUGUGUUUCUCAUCAGUCGCUGCUCCUAUGCUACUUGUUUGCUGCAUAUUUUGGGUGUGUAAAUAAGUGGGCGUAACAUGCUCGAUUGUGUCCAUGUCAGAUUUCUGCGGGAACUCUUGCUGUCAUCAGUUGUCUCUGCCGUUCUACCUCUCCAUUUUUGGGUGAUCGUCUUUUCCGUCACACAACAUACACGCAGUACUUGUGCUCUAUGGUUUGAAUACGCUGUGCCCGGCCUCAGUGCAGGUUGCGCAUGGAUUACUUUCGGUGGCUUUGUGCAGCUGCCCAUCCUGGGAAGGUGAGGGAUAAUAGGUAUGGCACUCCUCUGGCCACUCUGUACUGCAAGCAAAGGGUUGGGGGGAUGAGGAAGCCAGCCUACUUCCUGCUGUGUGCCUUGUGACUGCCCUCUCUUGUAGAGCAUUUUAACCUGGCCGUUCUAUUCGCAAAGGCUGUCUGAUGGUGGAUUCUGUUUUUAAUUUGUUGUGAUCAAAUCUUUUCAAGGAGCGAGGGUCUUGCCGGUCUUAAAUACUCUCCUCUGCGACUGUGUUUGGAAAUGCAUGCAUGCAUGGGAUGACCAAUUCCAAUUUCGUCUUCCCCCGCAGAAAUAGUAUAUGCAUGUUAUAGAGGACUAGUUAGUAUUAUGUAUAUGCAUGCAGCAGCAGUGGGGGUGCUGCUGCUCGCUUGACCUCUCUGCACAGGGUCUGGUACCUACUUCUGGCCAGGGGUUUCUUUCUGGCACAAGUUGUGAUGCUCUUCCUUUAGACGGAGAAGUUUCGGUUUUCAACAUUUGUUGUUUUGCUUACAGUUCGUGGGAAGUGGACGGAAGCGACGGGAGGACGAAUCCGUAUUGUCCGGAAACCUGAGCGCUGUUGAUCGGUGAUGAUCAACAGAGGAGGCCUACCCUUACUCUUACUCAGCUGGGAGAGUGACUGAUUUGGCAGAGGCACAACAGAGGAGCUCUAAACCCAUAUCCAUGUCUGCCUGUCAAAAGGAAGAAGGUAGGCUAUAUUGGUUGGUGCUGUAUUGUACCUGGGGUCCAGUGCCCUGCGGUGGUGGUGGAUUUUAAUGGGCCAGAGAGGAGAGUAUACUGCGAGCGACUGCUUGGUACAGCAAAGCUUUUGGGCACCAAGCGGCUUUGAUCGGGUAGAGAGGUCUAGUCUAGUAGCGAGAAGGUCGUGAGAGAUGCAUGUGUGUGCCCUUGUGGUGGACUUGUUGCUAUCUGUCCGAUAUGGCGAUGGUGGGGAUGAUGAUGGCUGUCAUUCCUUUUUGCAUGAUCGCUUGCUUGUUCGAGUCCCCUCCGUUCUCUCCAUUUGGCCACGUUAAACUUGAUCCCACGAUUCUUGGCAGGCAGGAUGUUUGGUCACUAAACAUCUGCCGCCUUAGGCAUGACCGUUUAGUCUCGCAUCGCCACACCCGUUGACUCCGAUUGCAUGAUCACAUGAUUCACAGCUGCUGCCGCUCACACUGAAUGUCGGCAACCUUUCUUUGUACUGGUGUAUGAAAUGUGUUGUGUGCCCCGUGACGAUUAUAGAUAGUUGCAUGCGGUGCAUUUGUGUUGUCGUUGGUUAUCAUUAGUCCUGCGGAGACUGGAGAGGUUGCCCCGAAAGCAUUUCACAAUCUCCUUUUGCAAAAGGUGAAUGUCACAGGACUCGUGACAAAAGAGAAAGGUUUGAUUUGUCUGCCAGUCAGAACUUGGUCAUAUCCUGUUCCCAACACCCGUGCCCUUUCCCCCAAAGUCGUUGUGUCCUCCGUUAGUUUGGAAAACGCUUGUUCUUUGGUCCAGCAAACAGUAUCCGUUCUCUGCCCAUUCAUGUGUUCAGUCGUUACAUUGGAGAAUAGAUGUGUUGUGUGAGGCAGGGAGGCUCUAAGGAAGAACGAGGAGAAUGGCAUUGAAAAUUGCGGUGGUGCUGAAUGGUGAUCGAUAGUGGUGGGGUGAUGAUGAUCGCCGUAUCCCUAUAUGAUGGUGAAGAACAAAAAGACUAUGAUGGAGGAGAAGAAGAUGAUGAUGACUCAGAGUGGCCGUGAGUGCUUUUCAGUUCAAAACCUCUCUGCUUUCGUUGGCGGGGUUAUCGGCCAUGUUUUGCGUGGUUACACUUGGAAAAGUGGUGAAUAUUCAAAAAAGUCUGAGAACAUUUGGAUCUGAAGAAGAACAAGCGAGGGGUGCGAAAGUCUAAAUGGGAGAUGACAAUGCGCCUCCGCAAGGAGCAAGUCUUCUUCCUCAGUUUUCUUUCCGGAUUGUGUUCUGUGCGGAGCAUGUAUUGAUACCUAGUUUACUCUGCUUUGUUUCGGGAUAAUAUUUUCUGCAGUGGUAUUGUUGUUGUUGAUAAAAGCUUCUUCAUUGC
This is a messenger RNA of Chara braunii, 4143 nucleotides long. Lineage: Eukaryota; Viridiplantae; Streptophyta; Charophyceae; Charales; Characeae. The record is from the annotation of a GenBank genome assembly.